GAGGAGGAGGUGGAGGAGGAGGAGGAAGAUCGGGAGGAGGAGGAAGAAGAGGAAAAAAGAGAAAAAGAAGAAAUAUCACAAGAAAAAAAAAAACUCUUUGUUGUUUUGCCUGGUUUUUUUUUUUUUUUUCUCCUAAAAAUAACAUAUUGGAAAAUUGGGAGCAGUCUCCUUGGUUUGGAAAAAAAAAAAAAAAAGGAAUCUUCAGCCUAGAUCACUUUCUUAUCCGGACUGGGAUAUUAAAUAUACGACACAUCCAGGAGUUUAUUGGAGCGCAGACUGAUGGCGCAAAGGUACGAUGAGCUGCCCCACUACGGCGGGAUGGACGGAGUAGGGGUGCCCGCUUCCAUGUACGGAGACCCUCACGCGCCGCGGCCGAUCCCCCCGGUUCACCACCUGAACCACGGGCCGCCGCUCCACGCCACGCAGCACUACGGCGCACACGCCCCGCACCCCAAUGUCAUGCCCGCCAGCAUGGGAUCCGCUGUCAACGACGCCUUGAAGCGGGACAAGGACGCGAUCUAUGGGCACCCGUUGUUUCCUCUGUUAGCUCUGGUCUUUGAGAAGUGCGAGCUGGCGACCUGCACUCCCCGGGAACCCGGAGUGGCCGGCGGAGACGUCUGCUCCUCCGACUCCUUCAAUGAGGACAUCGCGGUCUUCGCCAAGCAGGUUCGCGCCGAAAAGCCACUUUUUUCCUCAAAUCCAGAGCUCGACAAUUUGAUGAUACAAGCAAUACAAGUACUAAGGUUUCAUCUUUUGGAGUUAGAAAAGGUCCACGAACUGUGUGAUAACUUCUGCCACCGGUACAUUAGCUGUUUGAAGGGGAAAAUGCCCAUUGACCUCGUCAUUGAUGAAAGAGACGGCAGCUCCAAGUCAGACCAUGAAGAACUUUCAGGCUCCUCCACAAAUCUCGCUGACCAUAACCCUUCGUCUUGGCGAGACCACGAUGAUGCAACCUCAACCCACUCAGCAGGCACCCCAGGACCCUCCAGUGGGGGCCACGCUUCCCAGAGUGGAGACAACAGCAGUGAACAAGGGGAUGGUUUAGACAACAGUGUAGCUUCACCUGGUACAGGUGACGACGAUGAUCCGGACAAGGACAAAAAACGCCAGAAGAAAAGAGGCAUUUUCCCCAAAGUAGCAACGAAUAUCAUGAGAGCAUGGCUCUUCCAGCAUCUCACACAUCCGUACCCUUCCGAAGAGCAGAAGAAACAGUUAGCGCAAGACACAGGACUUACAAUUCUCCAAGUAAACAACUGGUUUAUUAAUGCCAGAAGAAGAAUUGUACAGCCCAUGAUUGACCAGUCAAAUCGAGCAGGUUUUCUUCUUGAUCCUUCAGUGAGCCAAGGAGCAGCAUAUAGUCCAGAGGGUCAGCCCAUGGGGAGCUUUGUGCUGGAUGGUCAGCAACAUAUGGGAAUCCGGCCUGCAGGUUUGCAGAGCAUGCCAGGGGACUACGUUUCUCAGGGUGGUCCUAUGGGAAUGAGUAUGGCCCAGCCAAGUUACACUCCUCCCCAGAUGACCCCACACCCUACUCAAUUAAGACACGGACCCCCAAUGCAUUCAUAUUUGCCAAGCCAUCCCCACCACCCAGCCAUGAUGAUGCACGGAGGACCCCCUACCCACCCUGGAAUGACUAUGUCAGCACAGAGCCCCACAAUGUUAAAUUCUGUAGAUCCCAGUGUUGGCGGACAGGUCAUGGAUAUUCACGCCCAAUAGUAUAAGGGAACUCAAGGGAAAAAGGAAACACACGCAAAAACUAUUUUAAGACUUUCUGAACUUUGACCAGAUGUUGACACUUAAUAUGAAAUUCCAGACAGCUGUGAUUAUUUUUUACUUUUGUCAUUUUUCAUCAAGCGACAGAGGACCAAUGCGACAAGAACACAAAUGUGAAAUCGUGGGCUCACUGAGACAAUGCUGUCCAUGUAAAGAUCCUCUGGAAAAAGACUCCGAGAGUUAUAACUACUGUAGUAUAAACAUAGGAACUAAGUUAAACUUGUACAUUUUCUGUUGAUCACUCCGUUAUGUUGCCUCAAAUAGUUUUAGAAGAGAAAAAAAUAUAUAUACCCUUGUUUUCCACACUAUGUGUGUUGUUCCCAAAAGAAUGACUGUUUUGGUUCAUCAGUGAAUUCACUAUCCAGGAGAGACUGCGGUAUAUUUGAAACCUGUUGGGCCAAUGAGAAAAGAGCCACGCUGGAGACCACGAUGAACGUUUGGCUGAACCUCACCCCUUGGACUCCAGCUUCAAGAAUGUGUUUUCAUGCCCGGCCUUUGUUCCUCCAUAAAUGUGUCCUUUAGUUUCAAACAGAUCUUUAUAGUUUGUGCUUCAUAAGCCAACUCUUAUUAUUAUUUUGGGGGACUCUUCUUCAAAGAGCUUGCCAGCGAAGAUUUAAAGACAGAGCGAGAGCUUCUUCCAGGAGUUCUGAGCCUUGGCUGUGGACAAAACAAUCUUAAAUUGGGCAGCUUUCCUCAACACAAAAAAGUUAUUAAUGGUCAUCGCACCAAAACUAGGACUUUAUCAGAAACUCAAAGCUUGGGGGAUAAAAAGGAGCAAGAGAAUACUGUAACAAACUUCGUACAGAGUUCGGUCUAUUAAUUGUUUCAUGUUAGAUAUUCUAUGUGUUUACCUCAAUUGAAAAAAAAAAAAGAAUGUUUUUGCUAGUAUCAGAUCUGCUGUGGAAUUGGUAUUGUAUGUCCAUGAAUUCUUCUUUUCUCAGCACGUGUUCCUCACUAGAAGAAAAUGCUGUUACCUUUAAGCUUUGUCAAAUUUACAUUAAAAUACUUGUAUGAGGACUGUGACGUUAUGUUAAAAAAAAAAGGUGUUAAGUCACAAAAUGCGGUAAUAAAUAUUUCAUUUUUUGAUUUUU
This is a messenger RNA of Loxodonta africana (African savanna elephant), 2861 nucleotides long. RefSeq names its product Meis homeobox 2 (gene MEIS2). Gene Ontology annotation, biological process: eye development; positive regulation of cell population proliferation; positive regulation of transcription by RNA polymerase II. The coding region runs from base 280 to 1713 and encodes 477 amino acids. Gene Ontology annotation, molecular function: RNA polymerase II cis-regulatory region sequence-specific DNA binding; DNA-binding transcription activator activity, RNA polymerase II-specific. The record is from RefSeq and is a predicted model, not a curated record. NCBI's taxonomy places the organism in Eukaryota, Metazoa, Chordata, Mammalia, Proboscidea, Elephantidae. The transcript is spliced from 12 exons.